Microsporum canis CBS 113480 is the source of this 846-nucleotide messenger RNA. RefSeq lists its product as hypothetical. Gene Ontology annotation, biological process: protein autoubiquitination; proteasome-mediated ubiquitin-dependent protein catabolic process; protein polyubiquitination. The record is from RefSeq and is a predicted model, not a curated record. Gene Ontology annotation, cellular component: nucleus; cytosol; ubiquitin ligase complex. The transcript has 4 exons. NCBI's taxonomy places the organism in Eukaryota, Fungi, Ascomycota, Eurotiomycetes, Onygenales, Arthrodermataceae. Bases 1 to 846 code for a protein of 281 amino acids. Gene Ontology annotation, molecular function: ubiquitin conjugating enzyme binding; cyclin binding; ubiquitin protein ligase activity.
AUGGACGACAACAUUGCUCUUUACGCUCAUCCUUUUCUCUGUGUUGCCUGGAUGUUUAUAUCAGCGGCCGUGGGUGUUGUAAGAAGUGGUAGGGCAAAAAUCGAAGAUUCUGUUAAUCUAGACGUAUUCCAUGCAUUGAAUUUAGCCAGAGACCUAUUGAAUUCAAAAGAGAUUUCGUCUCCACCUCAAAUACUUCCAGCAUCGAGCCUCUGCUGCAUAUCCUGCGGCUCAACCGUUGGUGAAGAGCACACUUCUCUUCAGGGGUUAGAGUUUUUCAAAGCCAGCGUUUCUGUAUCACAGAAAGCAUAUAGUAGUACUUCGAGUACUCAUGUUGACAAGGAACUGCUUGAAUCUUACCCGCCAGAGGUUAUUGUGGGAUUUCAGCUCUUAGAAUGUAUCGAACGAUCAGGUGCAAGGAAGUUUGUAAUGCAUAGCGGCAUAGAAAACAACCAGCAAAAGGAUGGGCUAUUGGUGUGGGUCUUCAACACAGACGUGCGUUAUUCUUACAACAGCAGUGCUUCCUGUGGGAAUCUCAUUAUAUCUGCGAAACGUGCAUUGAAAGUAUUCUACCAACAUCUUGACAAUGUGCAACCCCUGGUAAACCCAGAAUUUGGCUUACUCUCCGCCACGUCCUUGGAAGAAAUCCGUCUUCCACCCCGUCUUUAUGACUGCAUUAAAGGGUCGCUAGAAAGGAGCACUGGUCUAUUGCCUCCAUCGGGUAGGAAGUUUAAAGAAUCACUGACCAUUUCAGCUCAUUAUCACCGUCCUAUCCUGCAGCUUUCAAGCAAGUGGCUAGCUGUAUCCCAGCCCUACGGAGCGAACUCUGACUGGCUAGUUUACCGGUAA